AUGAUGUUCCAUAAAGGUAAAUUUUGCUCUCUUUUAUUCGUAACGCUGUUAUUAUAUUUUUUGCAAAAUGAUGAGGACAAUUUUCUAAGAACAGUUAAGUGUGAUAUUCAUGUGGUUGGAAAUAUAGGGGAUAGGUAUAAUAAAAAGAAUAAACACAUUAUAGGCAAAUACUCUAACCAAACAAAUAUAGAAUAUAAAAAAGAAAAUGAUAUAAAAAAAUAUAUUUCUUUCAUAAAUAGUAAACGACAAAGCUAUAUAAUAUCUAGAUUUUUCCUGAGACCUACUAAAAAAAAUAUAUUUAUUCAAAGUGUAAAUAAAAAUCAAGAUCGAAAGAACAAAAAAAUGUUUACUUUGAGUAACAUUGAUAAGAAAAAAAAAAUAUAUAUAAUGGAAAGAAAACCAAAUAAUAAUUUUAAAAACUUUACAUUUUUGGAAUUGCGUAAUCAUGGUUUAUCAAAAAAAUCAAAUGUCUUAUCAAAAGAAACAAUGAAUAUGAGUCAUAGUAAAAAUAUUCCUUAUCAUUCGCAAAGAUACAAUCACAGUAGUUUUAUAGAAGAUGAUGAAGAUGAUGUAAAUACUGAUUGGAUUCAGCUAGCUCAUUAUGGUAUGUCAUGUAGAGAAACUGGAUGCCCUAAUGCAUAUCAAAUGUGUCUUCCAUUUUCAACUAACGACAAACAAAAUUAUGGAAAAGACAUUGUAGACAUUAUUGUUGAGCAUCUAAAUUUUGGUGAUACUCUAUUAAAAUUUUAUAAUGGGCCUAUUCUUGACGAAUAUAGAUAUAAUUUUUAUUACUCAUGCAUUUGCAAAAAAUUUACCUCAGAUAAUCAAUGUGAUGAAUCUGUUGAGUAA
This is a messenger RNA of Plasmodium vinckei vinckei, 849 nucleotides long. RefSeq names its product conserved Plasmodium protein, unknown function. Lineage: Eukaryota; Apicomplexa; Aconoidasida; Haemosporida; Plasmodiidae. The transcript has 2 exons. Bases 1 to 849 code for a protein of 282 amino acids. The record is from RefSeq and is a predicted model, not a curated record.